AUGCAAUAAUAAAUUACAUCUAUAAGAAAAUGGCUAGGUUCUAAACAUAACAACUCUUUUAGAUUAAUGUCUUACAAUAUUUUGGCUGAUUCUUUGUUAUAAGAAAAUGAAAAGCAAUUAUAAUAAUAUGAAUGGAAGAACAGAUGGCCAUUAAUCUUUUCCUAAAUAAAAAAGUAUAAGCCUGAUAUUCUAUGUCUUUAAGAAUUAGAUUGUGAUGAAAAUGACUUAAGUUAAUUAUUAAUUCAUGAUAAAUAUGAAAAGCUUUAUUUAAAAAGAAGUCAAGAAAAUCAAAAAGAUGGAUGUGCUCUCUUUUUCUUAAAAUAGAAAUUCAAAUUAAUCAAGUCCUAUAAUCUUCACUUAAAACAAGAACAUCUAUUUUAUAACUCUAAAGCCAAAAUGGAUAAACCUAAUAUAUGUCUUAUAACAGUAUUAUAAGAUUGUAAUGAUGGAAAUCCUCUCAUAGUUGCUAAUUCUCAUUUGAUAUUUAAUAAAAACAGAGGAGAUUUAAAACUAAGUCAACUUCAAUUAAUUAUGAUCACACUUUAAUCUUUACAAUUAAAAUAUUAGAAUUCAAGAAUUGUAUGGUGUGGUGAUUUUAAUCUAACACCUAAUAGUGCUUUGUAUUCUUAUAUUUCAUAAGGCCAAUAACAAUUUAGUAAGUUAAAUCCAAAAAGAAUAAGUGGCUAAUAUUCCAUUUCUUAUCAUCCUACUGAUUAUAUGUAGGAUAGAAUUAAUGUUUAGAAAAAGUGUGGUGAAUUUAAUAUACAAUAUGAAUAAUAAGACAUUGAUUAUGAUUAUGAUCUGUAUGUUCAAGCUUUGAGAUGCCAAAUUAUAGAUGAUAAUUUUUAAUUUCAUUAAGCUUAAUUAAAUCCAUAUCCAAUUGUAGAAACACCAAUUCAAUUUAGAAGCGUUUAUGCAGAUUUAUAGAAAAUGAAAAGUAAAGAUUUGCAUGAUUUCUAUGCAAAAUGGUCUACAUAUGAACCAUUAAUUACAACAAUGUCUUCAUCAUAAGUAGGAUGUGUAGAUUACAUUUGGAUCAAUAAAUUGCAAGUCUCAUAAAUAUUAUAAAUGCCUAAAAUUGAAUAUUUAAUAGAAAAUCCCAUUGUAAAUUAAGAAGAAGGUAGUGAUCAUCUCCCAUUAGUAUGCGAUUUGUAUUGA
This is a messenger RNA of Paramecium pentaurelia, 1158 nucleotides long. Lineage: Eukaryota; Ciliophora; Oligohymenophorea; Peniculida; Parameciidae. The record is from the annotation of a GenBank genome assembly.